AUGAGUGCAAGUUCAUCUGGAACAGUGUUGUUGAUCGAUAGGCCAACAUCUCCGUUGAUUGUGGAAUAUGAAAGUAACAUCAUAACAGAACAUACACCAAAUGUUAUUGAAGUAGGCCAAGUCUACAAAGACAAGCAAACAAUUGUCAAUGCAAUGAAGCACUAUUAUGUAAUGAAUAAGUUCCAAUUUAGGGUGAAGAGGUCUAGCGCAAGAAGCUACUGCCUGGUUUGUGUUGGGGACAACUGUACAUGGCAGUUCAAUUCAACCAACAUAAACGAAUCAGAAUUGUUCAAGGUUCAAAAAUUCAACAGCUUGAACACAUGCUCUUUGAUGGACAAUACACACAUACAACGCAAAGCAACUGCCAUGGUAGUUGGCAGCAUGGUGAUGCCAAAAUAUACGGAUCCUAAGACAAUAUACACACCAAAAGACAUACAAAUUGACAUGUUGUCGGAUCAUGGUGUGAACUUAACGUACAUGCCAGCUUGGAGAGCAAAGGAAAAGGCUUUGGAAUUUUUGAGAGGUCACCCUGCUGAUUCCUAUAGUCGCUUGCCAAGUUAUUUGUAUAUUCUGGAGAAGACUUAUCCGAGGACGGUAGUUAAUUUGAAGAAUACUGAAGAUGAUUGUUUCUUGUACGCAUUUGUUGUGCUUGGUACGUCCAUCAAGGGUUGGGAGUAUUGUAGGCCAGUUGUGGUAGUUGAUGGCACCUUCUUGAAGUCGACAUACAGGGGAAUGAUGUUAACAGCCAGCACAAUGGAUGCAACAAGUAGCAUAUUACCAUUGGCAUACGCUGUUGUUGAUUCAGAAAAUGACGCAGCAUGGAAUUGGUUUUUUAAGCAAUUCAAAGAUGCGUAUGGUGAAAAACCAAAUAUGUGUGUUGUUUCGGACCGGAAUGAGAGUAUCUUGAAGGCAACAUCUACUGUUUAUACCGGAAUGCCACAUUAUGCUUGCAUGUGGCAUAUUUGGACAAAUGUAAGGUCAGAGUUUAAGAAGAGUCAUCUAAAGUUAAGCGAAUUGUACUUUGCCACGGCACGAUCAUACACAAUUGAUGAAUUUAAUGAAAGAAUGUCAAAGAUUGAAGAGAUCUACGUGCGUGUUAAAGCAUACCUAUACGAUAUUGGCUAUCACAGAUGGUCUCGGGUACAUGCUACGGUGAACAGAACAUGGACGAUGACGUCAAAUAUUGCAGAGUCAUUGAAUGCGGUGAGGGCUUCAACAGAUCGCAUCCAUACAGUGCUAGACGGUGUGAAGCGCUUUAUUAUUUGCCUUCAAAACAAGAGAUGUAGUUGUGGGCAGUUCCAGCUUGACGAACUUCAUUGUCCACUGCUUUGGCGGCCUUGA
Nicotiana attenuata is the source of this 1341-nucleotide messenger RNA. RefSeq lists its product as uncharacterized. The transcript has 4 exons. The coding region runs from base 1 to 1341 and encodes 446 amino acids. The record is from RefSeq and is a predicted model, not a curated record. Lineage: Eukaryota; Viridiplantae; Streptophyta; Magnoliopsida; Solanales; Solanaceae.